Physella acuta is the source of this 5933-nucleotide messenger RNA. RefSeq lists its product as uncharacterized. The record is from RefSeq and is a predicted model, not a curated record. Gene Ontology annotation, biological process: negative regulation of gene expression, epigenetic. Gene Ontology annotation, cellular component: nucleoplasm. NCBI's taxonomy places the organism in Eukaryota, Metazoa, Mollusca, Gastropoda, Physidae.
CGAUUAUUCUGCUUUUGUUAUGUACGGCCUAAGUAAAAAAAAAGUAUUCGAGUUGUUGUUAAAUUGUUAUGAACCAUGAGCUCAUUCUACUCAUUCUUGAGUUCACGAGUUCAGCAGUAUGCUCUCUGGCUCCUCAUGUUUAUGACAAAUGCAAGAAAUGGACCAGUUAAUUAGUGACACCAGCCCAUUACAGUUUUACAGCAGUUGGUGACUCUGAUGAAGGCAUCAUGGAUGUUCUGGAGCUAAAUGGUCAGCAAGAACAAGCUUUUGGAAAGCAUGAAAGUAGCACUGCCAAAAGGAAGACAUUGACCAAGCCCAAUGGCCCACAGUUUACAAUUCCUAGGCUAAAGAAAAUUAAGCGAGAUCUCCUGACUGAUUUAACCCUUGAUUCCCAUGAAUGUCAGCAGGAAAUUUUAUCUCAAAUUAGAAAAAGUUUCCAUUUUCCUUUUUCUAAUACUUCUCACAAGUUCACCAGAGUGCAGUCAGUCUACAAUCCUGAUUUGGUUUCCAAGUAUUUAGAAAGACGAAAAGAACUGAAAAGUAGUGGCUACUCCGAUGCAUUGUUGGCAGACAGUUUUGCUUUUAUACCAGUGGACAACCCUUCUACUGUUGAGAAGAUGUGUCGUACUGGUGUCAAGUGUGGUAACCAACAGUUCUCAGGUCUAGGAGUAUCACAUUUAGCUGUGCAUGUCUGUAAACACGCUGAUAUUGUGACACCCAUGAGACCUAAAUAUGGGGAGAAAAUUCUUCUUCUUGUCAAAAUUUACAAGGGUAAAGUCAAAUCAGUGAUGUGCAAAAAUGUGGGGGCCCAACUAGAGCCAACACCUAACUAUGACUGUCAUAUUGCCAAGCCCACUGUUGACCAGCCUGCUAGCCUCCCCCCACACAUGCUCCUGUACUCCACACAGCUGUACUUGUAUGAGUACGGAGAGUUUGAAAUUGAAGAGUUCCCUAGACAGAUUCUACCCUAUGCUGUUGUGUACUAUACAUUCACAGAACCACAGAUUGUCCUUCCUAAAGCUGUAGUCAGUAUACCAGUGCAGGCUCAAACAGUGUCGUCAACCACAGCAAUAACAGCCCCAACCCAGCCUGCAACUCCCAGUCAAGAUCUAGGACCAAGCAACGAGGUGUGGCGGGGUAGGCUGCAUGUGCGUCUGGCCUCGGGUGGACAGAUUUACAUUGAUGUGUCCAUGCUCUCAUACUUUGUGCCACUCACGGUCAGCUUGAUCUCCCCUAUCAUGAUCAACUGCUUGUACCCUGAGCACAACGCCCAGUUCACAUUUUUCUCUGGCCUCUCCAACAUUGCCAACAAGAUGGAGGUUGAAUGGAGGGCCCACUACUUUAAAUCUUUCACCAUGCGACCCAGGACCAACAAUGAGGAGCAUUUUAAAGCCUUGAUAAAACACAUCAGUGCAAAGAGAGAGAUGCCAACUGUCAAGCUGUCCAAUGAUGUUUUCUUGUUUCUUAUGCCAAACUGCCUGCUAGCCUCUCAAUUGGGUUUAGUUAGAAGAGAAGAUAACUCUCCAGUUUUACAUUGUGUGCUCAUGUCUAACUACUCAACAACACAAGCUCAGAAAAAGAAGCUAGUAGAAAAAAAAUGUCUUUUCAAAAACUACGGCGGCGCAACCAACUGGGAGAGCCUGUUUGACGAUUCUGACUUUUCAGAUGAAGAGGAUCAAGUGGUGAGCCUGGCAAAAAACAUCGGCUCAAUAUUCCGUGAUCAGAGAACUAUCCAGAACAAGUUUUCUGCCAUGUCGUUGGCGGAGGCUGACAUGAACUUCUCCCAUUGUUCCUGUAGGAAGCUAUCCACAUCCAAAUCCCAUCAACAGCGUCGCCGUGACGACGAUGUCAACAGAAUAUGGAAUGCUGUGCACACGGCUACCAUGACCAGCAAAAAAGCCAGUGUGUCACAUUUUCCCCCCAGCUCAGAUCACAAGCCAAAACAGAAAGUGUCCAAACACAUCCGGGCCAUGCCUUCGUUCAGCCCCCAUGGCUCUUCGGAUUCUGACUCGGAUCACGGCAAAGGCAAAUCUGGCAGGUUUUCCAUUUUGGACAGCACGAAAACUGUUGAGGAAGAACUGAGCGAGGAAGAGUUAACGAAAGAGCAGAUGGAUGACAUCAUCUUCUUAAGGAAACCUGCCCUCACUUCAGUCGCCUCGUUGAAGUCUUCAGCUCCGUCUCACAGACACAAACCAGGCAGAUCAUCAGCGCCGUUACUGAAGAGCUCUCAUUCUCUCCCUGAGCUCAGGAAAUCUCACCAGGAACCUCUGCUGAAUUCCAAACCUAAAAUAAUUCCUACAGAGCCAUUGGAACCUCCCUUAAAAUCUAUUCUGAAAUCAAAAACUAAACCCAAAAUAAUUCCCAUGGAACCUAAGAUAAUUCCUGUUGAACCUAAAAUUAUUCCAGUGGAACCUACAGAGGAACCCAAAACAGUCCCUGUUGAACCUAAAUCACGUCACAAGGAAUCGAAGCAAAUUUCAGUGGAGCCUAAAAUAAUUCAUAAAGAACCUAAAAUUCCAGUGGAACCUAAAAUACUUCCCAAGGAACCUAAAAUUAUUUCCAAGGAACCUAAAAUUCUUCACAAGGAACCUAAAAUACUUCACAAGGAACCUAAAAUUCUUUCCAAGGAACCUAAAAUACUUCCCAAGGAACCUAAAAUACUUUCCAAGGAACCUUUCACUUCAUUAAAACCAAACUCUAGUCCUGAGGAGCCUGAUGUCAUUCCCCUCCCCCCUCAAGUACAACCUAAAAUAAUACCUACAGAACCUGUCCCUGCUACAGUCAAACCCCUUCAUUCUAUCCUUAAAAAAAGCAAACCCUUACCAGUGGUCCCAGUUAUAUGUGAACCUGCAGGGGUCCCAAAGACAUGUGAAUCUGCAGGGGUCGCAGUGACAUGUGAACCUGCAGGGAUCCACCCAGUGAUGCCUGAACCUGUUCCGCCUCCACCACUCACCGAAGACUUUGGUGACGUGGAUAUGAGAAUCUCCAGCAAUCUCCCAGUCACCCUGCAUCCGGUGUUUCUAUCAGCUAAACACCCAUCAACGCUGCAGCCCUUGUCUCCUGAGCCACCGAAACAGCUCUCUCCGAAUUUCUCCUACGGCUCCUGGCUCGCUCCCCCUGACGCACAGACUUGUGUUUCUUCAGUGUUACAGACACCAUCGCCUUCUACCCCCAUGUCACCUCCAAGUGAAUCCCCUCCCUCCCCACCAAUAGAUUCCCCUUCAUCCCCACCAUCCACACCUGGACUGGACCUAGAAUCCCCAGCCUCCCCUCCGCAGACAGUGUACGACCAGUUCAGGUCAUCCCCCAUAGCCAUUCCAACAUCACGUAUUCACCACAAUGAAUCGCCAGAGGUCAGGUUCAUGUACACAGCCCAUCUAAGUCGGAACAUUUCUAGAGAAGGUAUUGAUAACGCUGAUGAGAUGAAAGAUUUCCUCAACUCUGGUUUUGAUUCUGACUUGGAUAGUUCUUACGAGGAUGAAAGAUAGCGGACAAUUCAACAAAAUGUGUGGGGGAAAAAAUGUCAGUGACCAAUGUAAAGUGAGAUGUGAUUCUGUUGGGAGUGAAUGAAUGUGCUGAGGUUGGGGUAGUUUUAUAUUCUUUCAGGCUGAAAGAUUCUAAUCAUAGGUUCCUUGCUCUGGCCUAUCCAUGACUAAAAAAGAUUGUAUGAUUCCUAUAAAAAUUUUAGCAGGGCAAUAGGUAUCACAGUAUAUUAAAGUUUUGCUACUGUCAGGUUAUGUUUGCGACAAGGUUUUGGAUGAGGGUAGAGACACUAGCUAACCUUGCUUUGAUACAACCUGCAAUAGUUUCUAUCAAAGCAAUGUUGUUUCAUGUUGUUAUGAAUUGGGCAUUUAUUCACUUAUAGGAGUCAGAUACAUGCAGUGGUUAUUACUUUAAGGAUACGGUACCUACAGUUAACCCUGUACAAAUAUGGAGGUCUGACACUUGAAAUAAAUGAGGGUUGUGAUGCUCUGGCCAGCUGAGAACUUAACACCCCUUUAGAGCUACAAAGUUCUAAUUGCCUUAAUAAUGCAUUGUUUGAAACCUUGUAGUUCUUGGGGGAUGAACAGGCUUGAUUAACUCAAAAUGAAAAAAAAUGCCUCUAAUCUCUACCUCAUUUUUUUGUCAUAAAGCAAAUAUAUUUGAUUUUACAUGAUAGGUGUGGGCUCCUAUAUUAUAUUUGACUCUACAUGAUAAGGGUGGGCUCCAAUAUUUGACUCUACAUGAUAGGUGUGGGCUCCAAUAUUUGACUCUACAUGAUAGUUGUGAGCUCCUAAUUAAAUUUUGAUAGCACUGAGGUUUUUAAUUGGAUGGAUUUACAUUUCUUUGCUGUUUUGUUUUACUAGUUCUUUGUAUGAAAUUAUUAGAAUUUUAAUAAAUUUGACAAGCUGUUUUGUAAAGGCUAGUGAUAAGGGAUGGAGCUAUAUAGGUCCCAGGUAUACAAAUUUAAAUAUAUUUGACUUGAUACUCUCUAUAAAUGACUCUAAGAACUGUGGUGUGGAGGGUAUUGAAGUGCUUUGUUUUGUUUUCAUGCCAGUUAAGUUAGUAGUGAGAACUACUUGUGUUAUUAGUGCUCUCUUCUAGCUUGGCAGUUUGUUAUGUUAUCUUCAAAAUAUUAUGUCCAUUUUAUCUUUUGGGUAGGAAUGAAAUGAAAAAGACAUUCAAAUUCUUGAAUUUAAAAAUGUGCUAAUCAAACAAUUCAAAUAAGAUACAUUUUAAAAUACAAUUAGAAGUUGCAUUUAUUUAUAUGUUUUUUAGACCUAUGGCAAUCACAUCUGUGUACAUCUCUUGAAUGGAGCAGUGAAUGAAUUUUGUAUAAUACACAUCUGGUAAAGAUUUUAGCUUUUUAUUAUUGUCUUUCAUUUGUGUAAUCAAAUUUUAGUCUGUGAUUGCCAUAAAUAUAAAAAAAAGAAAUAUCAAAAUGUAUGUUUUGUGAAGAAAGAGAAAAAAAAUAUUGCUUAACAUCAAAUUCAUUGAUGUUGGGCAUGCUAAGUGAUACAUAAUAAUAUAGUAAUAAUACACAAGUAAAAUUGUUAUAACCUCAGAGUUUUUUAAAUUAAAAGAAAUAUGAACACAUUCAGAUAUGUGCUGUACAACAAGUAAACAGAGCCCAUUGGGGAAACUUGAUCACAUUAACUGACAAUACUGACAUUGUGUGUUAGUUUCUUCUUAACUGUAGUGGAUUAUCUCAUCCCCUUAAGCUUUAAUCAUAGGAUUUAAAGUUUAUCAUUAAUUAAUGAUCAAGAGCAUAAUAUUGUAAUGAAGAUAAUGUGAUGGCUACCUUUCAGUGAAUGGGAGCAUAUUUGUCUACAUUUUUAUUCUAUAUCAGCCAUGGCCAGGUUUGUUAUGAUACAUGUAAUGAUGCCCAGCCUCUAGUGUAACACUAGAUGUGGAGUGGCAUCUAUAUUUAUCUCUGUGAGAAUGGACUACCAAGCCAGUUUGAGUAUGAAAUAAAGGGUGGUUUUAGCCAAAACUAUAUGACUUCUACUGAAGUUUGUCAUUUUAAAUUACUACAUUUUACCAGAAGUCUACACACAAACCAUGCAUGUUUUGUCACUUAAGUUUCAUCUGUAGUUCAAAGUACUAGACUUGUAAUUCUUUGGCAUUACUUACUUAUUCAGGAUUAGCUCAGUUAUUUAGCUGGUUUACACUUAUUUCAGUGGGAGUUGUGAAGAUAUGCAAAGAAAUUAAUGAAUUAAAUAACGUAGAGGGGUGAAAGUCAUGAUUGAACCACAGUAAAACCACAGCCUCCAUCUAGACCCUGACAGUGACAUCCAACUAGAUCCAUGAGUCUGACAGACCCUGACAUACAACUAGAUCCAUAAGUCUGACAUCCAUACAAAUGAGUCUGAUAUAUUGUUAUUGAAACAUGUAUCAGUAAAUAAUGUGUUGCUUUAUCCUAGAGAAAAUGUGAAACUUGGUUUCUUGUUAAU